This is a messenger RNA of Caenorhabditis auriculariae, 2410 nucleotides long. Lineage: Eukaryota; Metazoa; Nematoda; Chromadorea; Rhabditida; Rhabditidae. The record is from the annotation of a GenBank genome assembly.
AUGAGGUGUCAUUACGAGGUGCUCGAAAUAGCUAGGAAUGCGGACGAUGACGAAAUCAAGAAAUCCUACAGGUUUUUUUGGUCAUUUUUCAGUUCUACAUAACUUUUUUAGGAAACUUGCUUUAAAAUGGCAUCCCGAUAAAAAUCCUGAUAAGGUCCAAGAAUGCACGGAGUAUUUUGCUUUACUCCAACAAGCUUAUGAAGUUUUGAGCGAUCCUCAUGAACGCGCAUUUUAUGACCGGCAUAGAGAAAGCUUCUUGAAAGGAGGUUUUUAAAGUUGGAAGUAUGUAUUUCUGAAUGAAAAGUUUUCAGGAUAUGAUGGAGAGUAUAAAGAAGAGGUUAUCGACCUUUUUCAAGUACUUUACAGUUUCAUGUUACAGUGGUUUAAACGACGAUGAGAAGGUUUAUAAUGUUUUAUAAGAACUAGUUGAUUUGAAGAAUUUCAGGGUUUCUUCUCAGUUUAUAGAAAAGUUUUUGACACUUUGGCUGCUGAAGACUACGAUUUCAUCGACAGUUCUGAAACUCGGUACCCAUCGUUUGGAAAUUCUGAAAGCGAUUACGACAAAGUAACUUUUUCUGAUUUUUCUGAACUAUUGGUUUAUUUUUUGAGGUUGUUGGGCCUUUCUACGGUUUCUGGUCCUCCUUCAGCACGGCUCGAUCUUACGCCUGGAUGGAUAAAUAUGAUAUCCGACAAGCUCCAAAUCGCUACGUCAUAAGGCAAAUGGAAGCCGGAAAAUAAGAAGAUUCGAGACGCUUGUAGAGCCGAAAGAAGCGAACAAGUCAAGGUAAACUCCUUCAAAUCUCAAAUUCAUCUCUUGAAUGUCAAUUUUUUAGGAAUUAGUGGGUUUCAUUAGAAAGAGAGACCCUCGAGUGAAGAAAUACCGAGAGAUUCUGGAGCUGAGGCAACUUGAGGCUAAGAAAAAGCAACAAGAAAAUCGCCGUCAGCAAAUUCUUAAAAAUCAGAGGUUUGCAUUUUAAUUUUUCAAAUUGAUCAUUGAAAUACCUUUUUAAGUUUUUAAGUCAUCCUUGUUCUGAAUUUUUUGUUUCUGAAACCUUGACCAUUUGAAAUAUUCUCAUGCAAUUCCAUAAAGAUAUCGUUGAUUAAAAAAUGUUUCAGAGAAAUGGAAGAAUAUAUGGAGGACGAAAAUGCGGCCGCAGAACGACAAGCUCACUUGGAAGAGCUUUCCAAGCAAUUGGCCGAAGAUUUUGGAGAAAGUUGUAGCGAACCCGAAAAUGAAGAAGACGAUGGCCUUCAGUGUAUCGUCUGCAACAAGUUUUUCAAGACGGCGUGGGUUUUAUACGAAAUUCAAUUAAAAGUUAAGAUUAUAGUACGUUUUCAUUCAGAAAAUUUGAUGAAAAUAUUUCGGUAUUAUUUUUAUUUCAUUUCAUACCUUUUUUUCUCUUUUGAAAAAGAUGAUGGGCAGGCUCAGGUGUUCCUAACGUCUUUCGCACAGUUCUACGGGUUUCUGAGUGAUCACUCAAGUGUUUAUAGAUUAUUUUUAGUGUUCGCGUUUGGUCAUAAUCAACAGGGACGAGAGAAAAAUCCAGAAAUUUUGGAACGAUUAUGAGAACCUAGUAAAUAUAAUAUGACCCCAAAAACUUCGAGUGUCUGCGUCUCUCUUGUCCCUCACCGGCAAAGUCAGAUGAGCCUGGAAAUAGCACGUUGGAGAGGGUCAUCGAGAAACGAGGAGGGCGCAGAGAAAAACAGAGCAUAAUAGGAGGUGCCCCAUUCUUAUAAGCCUGUUAUCAUUCUAAAAAGUUGAACAAGUCGAUUCACUUCCAGAAACGCUAAAAACAACCACGAGAAAUCGAAACAGCACAAAAAGCAGCUAGCCGACUUGAGAAAACACAUGAGAGAUGAAGACGCCGCCCUUUUCGGUGACUUUUUUCUCUCAUUUUGAAUUUGAUCCUCGUUUUCAGCGACUGAAGAAGUAGCAGAAGAAGAAGAGAAACCGGCGAAGAAGGGCAAAAAUAAGCGAAGGGAUCGAAAAAAGAAAUCCAACAUUUUUGGAGACGAUGAUGAGAAUCCAGAAGAGGCUGAUGAGACUCUGGAGGAGGAAAAGAAGACGGAAAAUGCUGUCGAACAAGUGGAAGAGCAGUUGGAACGACUGGAAGUGGCUGACACGGUUGAGCCCGAGCCUCCGGUGGAACAGAAGGAGAAGAAGAAAAGGAGAAGAGGUGGGUAAUAUUCGAGGAAAAUAAAAUUCCCCGUAAAACCAAUUAUUCUAGUAAGCAACAAAACGAAAACAAUUAAAAAUCAGAAAGUCUAAUUAUAUCCUAUUUUAGCUGACAAGUCGAAUCCGGCUGCUUCCAAAGAAGAAACGGAAGCCGAGCCUGUGAGGACAGAACCGAAGACAGGCCGAUGCGACCGCUGCAAGGAGGUCUUCGAGAGCCGGACCAAGCUCUUUUGA